Messenger RNA from Manis javanica (Malayan pangolin), 1456 nucleotides. NCBI's taxonomy places the organism in Eukaryota, Metazoa, Chordata, Mammalia, Pholidota, Manidae. The record is from RefSeq and is a predicted model, not a curated record.
AUGCUGCUAAUCUGGACACUUUCGCUGCUGCUGGGAGCGGUAGCAGGAAAAGAGGUUUGCUUCCCAAGACUUGGCUGCUUCAGUGAUGAUUCCCCUGAUGAUUCCCCGUGGGCAGGAACUGUGGAAAGACCCCUCAAAAUAUUGCCGUGGUCUCCAAAAGAUGUCAACACCCACUUCCUCCUAUACACUAACGAGAACCCAAACGACUUUGAAGAAAUCGUUGCAGAUCCAUCAACUAUCAUGGCCUCCAACUUCAAAACGGAUAGAAAAACCCGCUUUAUUAUUCAUGGAUUCAUAGACAAAGGAGAAGAAAGCUGGCUUGCCAAUAUGUGCAAGAACUUUUUUCAGGUAGAAAGCGUGAACUGCUUCUGUGUGGACUGGAAAAGUGGCUCCCGAACUGGAUACACACAGGCCUCACAAAACAUCCGAAUUGUGGGGGCAGAAGUGGCAUAUUUUGUUGAAGUUCUUCAGUCAGCCUUUGGGUACUCGCCCUCCGAUGUCCACGUCAUCGGCCAUAGCCUGGGUGCCCACGCUGCUGGGGAGGCGGGAAGGAGGACCAACGGGACCAUUGGACGGAUCUCAGGGUUGGAUCCAGCUGAACCUUGCUUUGAGGGCACACCUGAAUUAGUCCGACUGGACCCCAGUGAUGCCAUGUUUGUGGAUGUGAUUCACACAGACAGUCUCCCUAUAAUCCCCUACAUGGGGUUUGGAAUGAGUCAAACCGUGGGCCACCUAGAUUUCUUUCCAAAUGGAGGAGAAGAAAUGCCUGGAUGUAAAAAGAACCUUGUCUCUCAGAUUGUUGACAUAAAUGGAAUCUGGGAAGGAACACGUGACUUUGUGGCCUGUAAUCACUUAAGAAGCUACAAGUAUUACUCGGACAGCAUCCUCAACCCCAGUGGCUUUGCUGGAUUCUCCUGUGCCUCUUACAAGGUUUUCUCUGCAAACAAGUGCUUCCCCUGUUCAAGUGAAGGCUGCCCACAGAUGGGUUUUUAUGCUGAUAGAUUUCCUGGGAAAACAAAUGGUGUGGGCCAGAAAUUCUAUUUAAACACUGGCGAGGCCAGCGAUUUUGCACGUUGGAGGUAUAAGGUAACUGUGACACUGUCCGGAAGGAAGGUCACAGGACAUGUGCUAGUUUCUUUGUUUGGAAAUAAAGGAAACUCUAAGCAGUAUGAAAUUUUCGAGGGCACUCUGAAAUCAGGCAAUACUUAUUCCAAUGAAUUUGACUCAGAUGUGGAUGUUGGAGAUGUACAGAAGGUUAAAUUUAUUUGGUACAACUAUGUGAUAAACCCAACCCUGCCCAGAGUGGGAGCAUCUCAGGUCAAGGUGGAAAGAAAUGAUGGAAAAGAGUUCAACUUCUGUAGUCAAGAAACCGUGAGAGAAAACGUUCUGCUCACUCUCAGCCUAUGUUAGGAGCCACUGAUACAUGACCGUGGAGUCUUACUACUAAUAAAGUCUC